This is a messenger RNA of Ipomoea nil (Japanese morning glory), 1886 nucleotides long. RefSeq lists its product as uncharacterized. Bases 423 to 1460 code for a protein of 345 amino acids. The record is from RefSeq and is a predicted model, not a curated record. NCBI's taxonomy places the organism in Eukaryota, Viridiplantae, Streptophyta, Magnoliopsida, Solanales, Convolvulaceae. The transcript has a single exon.
GGUGGAUUUUUCUCCAAAAUUAACUUACAAAUCGAAAUCUCUAAUCUCCAGGAGCCGGUUAAUUCAGUUGCCUGUUCGAGUGUUCGGGGAAAAAAAAGUUCUCAUUUAGAUUCAUAGAAGAUUGAAUAGAUGGUGUUUUUGCAGAUCGAGUGCGAAUUGAAUCCCUAAAUUGAUGCAACGAAAAACGAAGUCCUUUCCCUAAGAUGGAAACCUCUUCAUGAGAAGUGCUCCUGCUCACUCUGUCACUUUUUGCUUCCUGGAGUUGAGCUGCCAUCUUUUUCGGAUCAGAUCACGUGAAUUGUUGGUACUUACAAAGGUAUGCUUGAAAUGCAGAUCUGAAUAGUUUUCUAGAAAGUUUUUAAAACUGUUAGUGCCCUCUUCUGUUGAUCGGGGAUUAGUGUGGUGAUUUAAGUCCAAUUGCAAUGGAAAAUCCAAAGGAAGUUGACCCAGAACUUCAAAUUUUCGAAUUGGAAAGAACUAACAAUGAGUCAAGAUUUGAUGAUGAUUUUCAUUCCAUGAGUGCACUUGAAAUUUUGAGAGAAACCGUGUGGAUUCUUCGGUAUAAUUCGAUGGGGUUCAUAUCUAUCAUGACUUUAUUGAUUCUCCCAGUAUCUGCCGUGCUUUUGUCUAAUGUCUUGGUUAAUCAGUCCAUUGUGAUGAAACUGACAGUAAGGCUUUUGCUAGUGGUGAGAUCGAGUGGAAUUUCACUUGGGCAUUUUGUCAAACAGUAUGGUCAUAAGUUUUCAGAAAAGGUGGUAGCUGCUGCAGUGUCUUUCCCUCUAUGUGCUACUUUCUUGUUGCUGUCAAAAGCUGCAACUGUUUACUCAGUGGAUUGCACUUAUUCACGGGAACCGUUUGAUUCUUUGAAGUUCUAUCUGAUAAUCACAAAGAUUUGGAAGCGAAUUGUCUUCACUUACUUGUGGGUAUGCACUGUUAUUUCUGGUUGUGUCACUUUGUUUCUUUUGCUCCUUGUUGCUGUUAGCACCAUGUUUUCCAUGUCUGGAUUACCAUCAAAUUUGAUCUUAUACCCUGCAGUGGUAGUUGGAGUGAUCUUCGCAAUAAUUUUAGCAAAUUGCAUAGUUAUUUGCAACAUUGCUGUUGUGAUUUCAGUGUUGGAAGAUGUAUCAGGACCACAAGCAUUGCUUAGGUCCAGGUCCCUCAUCAAGGGGAAAACACAGGUUGGUCUCCUUAUAUUCUUAGGAACAACCAUUGGGAUGGCAUUUGUGGAGGGUUUGUUUGAGCAUAGAGUGAAGACUCUAAGUUAUGGGGAUGGAUCUUCAAGGAUAUGGGAAGGGCCCCUUUUGGUGGUAAUGUACUCAUUUUUGCUGCUUUUGGAUUCCAUGAUGAAUACGGUUUUCUACUUCUGCUGCAAAUCCUAUAGAAUAGAAACAUCUAAUGAAGAGACUCAGCCAGUUCUGGAACCCUCUAAAAUUUCUUCAACAUCAACUGAAGUUCAGUGAAACUAUGUUCUUGAAUAAUUGAAUUUAUUGUGACUUGCAAAGCCACCACAAGUUGCUUGUGAGCUGAAUGGAGAUGCUAUCUGAAAGGUGGAUUUGUCUAUGUUGCUCUACUACUCUUUUUCCUACAUGAUAAAAUGCUUCAGAGAUACGAAUUCUGCAAAAAUGGGCAGUCAAAGAAAUUGAAUUGAAGACUGGUAAUUGGAACUGCCUCUCUCUCUCUCUCCUUUAAUCUUAAACGUCUUUUGGAAAACCUUGUUCAUAAAUUACAAGUAUAGACCAUGUAUUAUUGAUUUAUUGUAUUAUAUAUAUUACUUCCUUUCACAAUAAAUAGUUUCCCUCAAUCUAGUGUGGCAAUUUUCUCUUUUUAUUUCUUGUAUUUGUCUGCUAAGUAGUUCCUGAAAAUUAAGGAUGUCUGUUAUACUCUUA